Messenger RNA from Saccoglossus kowalevskii, 2063 nucleotides. Its product is annotated as neural cell adhesion molecule 2-like. Gene Ontology annotation, biological process: axon guidance; homophilic cell-cell adhesion; dendrite self-avoidance. NCBI's taxonomy places the organism in Eukaryota, Metazoa, Hemichordata, Enteropneusta, Harrimaniidae. Gene Ontology annotation, molecular function: cell-cell adhesion mediator activity. Gene Ontology annotation, cellular component: plasma membrane; axon. The record is from RefSeq and is a predicted model, not a curated record.
CGAUUUUAUCUGACCUUGAAAAUGCUCGAAAUCACCGGUGCGGAGUGAUAUCUACGCUGUGUGUUUCAGAGGCUGGAGGGAAAUUCGUCGUUCUACAUGAUCUGUUUUCAGCGACGACGGAGGCUGUUGGGAUCUUGAUUACUCUAUUAAAAUUUGAGAAUCUGUCGGAUUUUUUUCUUUCUGGACUUUUGAGCAUUUGGAAGGAUUAUCAUAGACUAGGACUAGGAUGAAUAUCUCUUUGCGGUCGUGGUCGACUGUGGUUAUAUUUGCCGCUGUUAUUGCGGUAUGCCACAGUCAACAACAAUUAGAAAUAAUACCGGGUUCUGACCAGUAUCUUGAAGAAGGAUCAUUAUUUUCAUUUACAUGUGAAAGCAUAGGCACCAAUAAAUAUGAAUAUCCUAUCUGGAUUGAUCCACAGGGAAACCAAGUAUAUGACAGAGGUUCAGGCGGUAGUCAGGAGCGGUAUACUGAGCAGGACGGUAAAUUCGCCAUCGUAUUAUUUUUUGAUAAUAUCCAAGAAAACCAUGCAGGAUCGUAUUCUUGUAGAGCUGGUAGUCUCUCAAAAACAGUUAGUGUACAAAUUUAUAAAGGUAUAGAGUUUGAAGAUGCAGAAGAAGAGCAGUUCCUUACCAUUCCUGAGACAACACCUGUUUCUAUCGUCUUCCACUCACUUAAACUAACAUUUCACAUCCUCUCAUUUCAAUUUCACUCUCUGCCUCAACUCGAAGGUCGCUUCACACCGAUGAACGAGGAGCCGCAAACUACAGAUGAUCCUUCAACGAGAUACGUUCCUAAGGCUGGGACUGGUCUUGGGAUCACUGAUGUUGCCUUGACUGACGAAGGCACUUACACAUGUCGUGCACGAAUGCCAACGUUGGGAUAUACCAGGAAAGUGGAAAUAUUUGUGGACGUCUUGGUUCCUCCAGUCAUCACACAGGGACCUCAAAACACGACUGGGGAUGAGGGAAAAUCUGCACGAUUUACAUGUCACGCUGAUGGUGACCCCCUUCCUGUUGUCGUCUGGUAUUUCCAUGAUACGCCUGUAGAAAAUCCCAUCAAGUAUCAAAUAGGUGAAAAUGGACGGACGUUGUCGAUACAGAACUUGGAAGAAUCUGAUGGUGGUAAAUAUGAUUGCCGGGCUGAAAACAGAGUGGCGUUUGUUACAGAUAGUGCUCAUCUUACUGUCAAUGUUAUUCCUGUGCUUGGACCAUCGCAAAACGAGACGAGAGAUGAAGAUGAUUUUGUUUCGUUUACGUGUAUGGUAAUACGUGGUACUCCAUUCCCAACGCUUCGAUGGAAAAGAGGGAUAAAAUACUACGAACUAGGGGAACAGCCGGAUGACAACCGAAUCAACGUGAAUUUUAAUAGUCAGGAUCAAGAGUUGGUCUUGACCAUAAAUAAUUUGAAUAGAUUUGAUAUUGGUGUGUAUACCUGUGAGGCAGAGAAUGUUGCUGGAACAGAUGAAAGAGAUUCACUUCUAGAUGUAUAUUAUGAACCAGUGAUUGAAGAAACAAAAACUCUUAGUGUCCAGAAAUCGUGGCGUCGCAAUCCUACCAACAUAACAUGUGUUAUUAUGUCGAAUCCAACGGCAGAGUACAAAUGGGAUAGGAAUCCUUGGCCGUUGAACAGAACUGACCAUAGAGUUUAUAGCUCUCAGUUUGAAACAUCACUUUUUAUUAUACCUGAUCGAUUCAACGACUUUGGAGACUAUAGAUGCUCUGCAGAGAACAGACUGGGAUAUGUCCGCUAUGUGGUGACACUGGAAGAAACUUUUGUGCCUGACGUUCCCAAAAAAGUGGAGAGUCAAGAGAUAUUCCCAGACAGUAUAAUACUGCGUGUGAUGGAUCCAGAGAAUACAGGAGGAUGGCCCAUAGAUGGAUAUAAAGUUGGUGUGCGCCAAGGAGAAUUUGGAAAAAUUGAAAACCAAUUUUUUGUGAAAGGUGAAACCAUUGAUGUGAAGGGACUGAAAGUAAACACUGCAUACCAAGUCAUGGUGUCUUGUCAUAAUCCUGUCGGUUACAGUCUUUUCUCUGAAGCCAUAAUAUUUGAAACACUGGAUUACC